AGCUGUUACUGGCACUACUAUGUUGAAGGCAUCUCAAGUUGUCAUUCGCGUCGGAUCCACCUACAAUGACCGCGGAGGCUCAGUACACGUGACGUCCAAGAUCGUGGUUCACGAGAGCUAUAACGUCCCUCUUAACGACGUGGCAGUGUUGGUGCUGUCGGACAGUAUAAGCAACUACCGGAGCAGCUCGGUGCAGCCAGCCGUCAUCCCCCCGGGGGGGUAUGUGGUCCCGGACAACGCGUCUGUGGUAGCUGUUGGGUGGGGACGGACUGUUGCGAACUGCAGUAAGUCGUUGCCACUCGGUCUCCGGCACGUGGGGCUGCGCAACGUGGACCGAGACACCUGCAGCGCGCGGUGGGGGGUUCAGGGCCCAGACUCCGUGCUCUGCGCGGCGCUGCUUGAUGUUGGAGGAGCCGGUGUUUGUUAUGGUGACUCCGGUGGUCCCCUGGUGUACAACGGGGUGGUGGUGGGGGUGGCCUCGUUUUUACGUCUUGACAGGCCAUGUGGCGAUUCCUUCUACCCUCAAGUAUUCAUGCGCGUCGCUAGCUACAGCGCCUGGAUCAAUAACAUUGUACGCCAAAACCAGGUAAAGCGCUCGCGCAGCCCCAACUCCGCCGCGGCGGCCCACGUCAACUUCGGUCUGAUGCUACUCGCCUCAAUAUGGAUAAUAUAUUCCAAAAACUGAUAUAUAUUUUUUAUUAAGAACGCAUCGAUGAUGUUUGACGAUUCUCAAAAUUUCAACUGAUUAAACAUAUGUUUGAAUAAAUUUAUAUUGAAAGAUUGGUGUUAGGUAUGGACCUACCUUAUUUUA
Messenger RNA from Plutella xylostella (diamondback moth), 811 nucleotides. Its product is annotated as trypsin CFT-1-like. The record is from RefSeq and is a predicted model, not a curated record. Gene Ontology annotation, biological process: proteolysis. Gene Ontology annotation, molecular function: serine-type endopeptidase activity. Lineage: Eukaryota; Metazoa; Arthropoda; Insecta; Lepidoptera; Plutellidae.